UGUUGACACUGUUGACAACAUGGACUCCGCAUUCGCAGGCAAAUGGACCCUCGAUGCCAAGGCACUGGACACGGAUAUCCAAAACAUCAAGGUGGCCUUGGCGGAAUUGGACUCGUUGAAGCCUCGCAAGCAAGCGUACCUGCAGCGAGGCAACUUGUUCUUCCUGACAAAACCAGAAGUGGCCACACGCGCUAAAGAAGCUGAACUCGAGGCUAAACAAGCCCGACGCCAUGAUGUUGGCCUCAAGCGUACCCAGUUGUAAGCACGAUAUACUUCUGCGCGUUGCUGUCAGAUUUGCACAACUGCGUCAAUGAAUCACCCAAGCACUCAAAUGUUGUGUGGAAAGCAGCUAAGCCCCAACCGAUCGAAGUCAUGACGAAGCUCAGCACGAUCAAUAAUACAUUCAUUGAGGCGAAUUCAAUCUGGAUUGGGC
Molecule: messenger RNA, 433 nt
Organism: Aphanomyces astaci
Lineage: Eukaryota; Oomycota; Saprolegniomycetes; Saprolegniales; Verrucalvaceae
Exons: 4
Coding region: 20-262 (80 amino acids)
Source: RefSeq, a predicted model, not a curated record